Messenger RNA from Peronospora matthiolae, 744 nucleotides. The record is from the annotation of a GenBank genome assembly. Lineage: Eukaryota; Oomycota; Peronosporomycetes; Peronosporales; Peronosporaceae.
AUGAAGAUUACCGAUGACAUGCCAAUUGCUUCGGAGGCAGAGCACGCGCUCGACGCGUCCAAUCGCGGCUACCGUUUGCUGCUCAAGAUGGGAUGGCGCACAGGCUCUGGAUUGGGCAAGCAGGAGCAAGGCAUCGUCGAGCCCGUGAAGAUGAAGGAAAAUUUAGUGUGUCUCGGGCUUGGAAAAGCGGAAGAGUACGACCAUGUGACGCAGUUAGCAACAAGCGAGCGUCGAAAGCUGGAGUCCGAAGUGCUGGAAACGGCUGAACAAGUUGCGGUUCGCGAGUCGAAAAGUGCAAAAGACGAACAAGUAAAGGCAGACGUCAGGAAUAUGCAGGCAGCUUUUUACUGCUCAGACUGUCGAAAACAGUACAAGUCGGUGACGGAGAUGGAAAACCACUUGAGUUCGUACGACCAUCAUCACACGAAGAGACUAAAGGAGUUGCAGCACCACAAACGACGAGUGGGGUCUGAGGGAGAGCAAAAUGCCAAGCACGAGAAGCAACAAGUGAAGGAACGUUUGAUGUUGCAACGAAGGAUAGCUGCACAAUCUCAGGCAGCGCGAGCUGACACGGAAAAGACUAAAGGACCAGCCGCUGAUGUGAAAUGCGACAGCGAAAAAUGUGCGACUACAACGACAGGCGGUUUCGAAUUUGGUCGAGGAAUGAAAAUAGGCAUGAAGAAGAAGAAGGCGUUGGCUAAACGCAACGUCCCUUCGGCUUUUUCAAAUCCUUUUUCGCAAUAA